UAGUUUGGCAAACAGGCAAAGUAUAGUAAUAUUAGGGGUGACCGGAAAACCAAUUUGCAGCAGAAGAGAAACGGAAAAAACAAGGCCUUAUUGUAAGAAUUGAGAGUUCAAUAUACAAAUACAACAAGGCAAUACCAGGUUUGAUAGCCACAGAACAGAAAACAGCACCCUCUUCCCUAGCUAGCUAGCUAGCUAGCUCCUACUCGAUUCUCUUUCUCUCAACUGAAUUUUCCUUCACCGUAAUAGCAGCUAGCUACUAACACUAAGUCACUAAUAAUAAGUAAUAACCAUAACCAUACUCUACGCUUUGGUUGUAGUUAGUUAGUUAAUUAGUUAGUUAGUUAGAAUUGUUUGUUUCUUUUAACUCUAACGGCAUAUGGCAUACCAUAACCACCACCUGUCUCAAGACCUUUCACCACUUCACCACCAACAUUUCAGUGACCAACAGCAACCUCAACCGCUCUCAGAUAACACUGCUAUACUUUCCGACCACCUCUCCCCCACUGACCCCACCGCCAAAUCCCCCUCCGAUCCUCACCCCAACUGGCUCAACAACGCCCUUCUCCGCACCCACUACACCAACAACGACACCAACGCCACCAAUUUUCUCAACCUCCACACCGCCGCCUCUGCUUCCGACUCCUCCGCCGCAGCCGCCGCAGCUGCUUCACAAUCCUCCGCUCAGUGGCUCGCCCGCCCUGUCCUCCACCGCAACCACAGCGAGGUCAUCGACGACGUCGCCCCCCUGUCCAACAACGAAUCGCCUGAUAUGAAGGUUGCCGGCGACGGCAAGGGGGAGGUGGCGACUGUGGAGAGCGGCGGCGAGGGCGGAGGUGGGUUGGUGAACUGGCAGAAUGCUCGGUACAAGGCGGAGAUUCUGUCACACCCGCUUUACGAGCAGCUUCUGUCGGCACACGUGGCGUGCCUGCGGAUCGCCACGCCGGUGGACCAGUUACCGAGGAUCGACGCUCAGUUGGCUCAGUCCCAGAAUGUGGUGGCCAAGUACUCUUCCUUCGCUCACGCUCCUCUCGGCGAUGACAAAGAGCUCGACCAGUUCUUGUCACACUAUGUUUUGUUGCUCUGUUCCUUCAAAGAACAACUCCAACAACAUGUUCGUGUCCAUGCAAUGGAAGCAGUAAUGGCUUGCUGGGAGAUUGAGCAAUCCUUACAAAGUCUAACAGGAGUUUCGCCAGGGGAAGGUACCGGAGCAACAAUGUCCGAUGAUGAAGAUGACCAAGUAGACAGUGAUGCCAAUCUGUUUGAUGGUGGUUUGGAUGGUUCCGAUAGCAUGGGAUUUGGCCCUCUUGUUCCAACAGAGAAUGAGAGAUCCCUUAUGGAACGUGUAAGACAUGAAUUGAAGCAUGAACUGAAACAGGGUUAUAAGGAUAAAAUUGUGGACAUAAGAGAGGAAAUUUUGCGCAAAAGACGAGCCGGGAAACUUCCCGGUGACACCACCUCUGUUCUUAAAGCAUGGUGGCAAUCACAUUCCAAGUGGCCUUACCCUACAGAGGAAGAUAAGGCAAGGUUGGUGCAGGAAACAGGAUUGCAAUUGAAGCAGAUCAAUAAUUGGUUCAUCAACCAAAGGAAGAGGAACUGGCACAGUAAUCCUUCAACUUCUACUUCCUUGAAGAGCAAGCGCAAAAGGUGAUAAUAGUGCUGAAUGAUACAUGUAAAUGGAGGGAAACUGAGGAAUCAAUCAUUGGCUAUGUACUGUGUUAGUGCAUGGCAAUGGAUUCAAGGAAAGGCAAUCACUUUUGGCUGCUUCUGAUCAUGGAACAUCUAUGUUUGUUUACACUAUAAGGAGCAAAUAUUGGAGGCCUUCAGCACCUUUGAAGCAUGAAAAUUAGGGAGCUCAAUUAGGAACUAUACAGCGACAUAUAUGAUUUCUAAUCACAAUUUAAUGACUUUGAAUUAUAUAUAGUAAUGGGUCGGGAUUAUAGGGGUACAGUAAUAAUCUGUGCAUUUUGAUCUUUGAAGUUGGUAUUUCGUUCCUAUAUGUGAAGGUCAUUUUCUUGCAGAAAAUGAUAUAUAGUUAUUAUAUACUAUAUAGUACGUAUUUACUUUAAUUUUUAUACCUAAAUGAUGAUAGAUGCCCAGAUGGUAUGGGUUUCGCA
Molecule: messenger RNA, 2114 nt
Organism: Arachis stenosperma
Lineage: Eukaryota; Viridiplantae; Streptophyta; Magnoliopsida; Fabales; Fabaceae
Product: homeobox protein knotted-1-like 3
Exons: 6
Coding region: 377-1648 (423 amino acids)
Biological process (GO): regulation of DNA-templated transcription
Cellular component (GO): nucleus
Molecular function (GO): DNA binding
Source: RefSeq, a predicted model, not a curated record